Molecule: messenger RNA, 460 nt
Organism: Plasmodium reichenowi
Lineage: Eukaryota; Apicomplexa; Aconoidasida; Haemosporida; Plasmodiidae
Exons: 6
Source: RefSeq, a predicted model, not a curated record
GAAUAGUGAUAUUAAAACAGUCUAUUCAAGUAUUUUUAGUAAUUCCAAGGUGACAAUAGAUGGAACCUGUUCAUCUAUGAAAGAAUUAAUUAAAGGAAGAAGCCUAAAAUAUUUAGAUGAAUUGGGUACUGAGGAAUAUGUAAAUUCAGAUGAUGUCUUUAAUUUUUCCAUUUUUGUAUAUACUGUCAAUGGACAACCAGAUAUUAUACAACAAGUUUAUAAGAAACAUCCAAAUUAUAUUAGCUAUAUAAUAACGUGCAAGGAAAGUGAACUUUUUGAUAAUAUUGACGACGCCAAAGAUAAUAAAAAUGUUUUCCAUACCAAUCCUAAUAUUCUAUCCCAGUUAAUGAUUGUCUUUUUAAUAUUUUUUUUCCUUUUUAUUGGAUUUUACAUUUUAAUAAAUAUCAGCACACCAAAAAUAUAUGAGGAAAAACAGUUAAUAAUAAAUAAAGAACAUUAA